Messenger RNA from Cicer arietinum (chickpea), 2450 nucleotides. RefSeq lists its product as uncharacterized. Lineage: Eukaryota; Viridiplantae; Streptophyta; Magnoliopsida; Fabales; Fabaceae. The record is from RefSeq and is a predicted model, not a curated record. Gene Ontology annotation, molecular function: protein binding.
AUAAGUAAAAAAAAAAAAAAUAAUGUUGUUUUGACAACAACCAUCAUCUGUUGCUGUUGGUUGGCAGUGUGAUUUAGACAUGAAAGCGCCCAUCUUUUCAUGUCUAUUUGAUUUGAUACUCAUACUUCAUACAUCACUUGCCUAGCUUCUUUCUUCUUCAUCUCUUCUUCUUUUGACUCUUUUUUUCUUUCUCUCUUCUUAUUUGUAUUUCAUCGUUGUCAAGCACUCUAUUAAUCAUUCAACUCUCUCACCUCACAAUACAUUCAAAAAUGAGCUCUCUUCUUGCUGAAACUCCUAAGAAGAAAGCAAUGUGGUUGUAUCCUAAGCUUUUGGGUUUUAAUCCUUCUCAAAGAUGGGGUCACUCAGCUUGUUUCUCUGGAAGACUUAUGUAUGUUUUUGGGGGAUGUUGUGGAGGAUUACAUUUUAGUGAUGUUCUAUGUUUGGACCUUGACAACAUGGAAUGGAGCAAAGUUGCUACAACAGGUGAAAAACCAGGUCCUAGAGAUAGCCAUAGUGCUGUUCUUGUAGGUCAUAAAAUGAUAGUUUUUGGAGGUACAAAUGGUUUCAAGAAAGUGAAUGACAUACAUAUACUUGAUCUUUUUACCAAAGAAUGGGUUAGUCCUAAAUGUGAAGGAACACCUCCUUCUCCAAGGGAGAGUCACACUGCAACACUUGUUGGUGGUGAAAGACUAGUGGUUUUUGGUGGUAGUGGUGAAGGUGAUGCAAAUUAUUUAAAUGAUUUGCACAUUUUAGACUUUAGAACUAUGAGAUGGAGUAAUCCUGAGGUUAAAGGUGAUUUACCUGUUCCUAGAGAUAGUCAUUGUACACUUUCUGUUGGGAAUAAGCUUAUUGUUUAUGGUGGAGAUAGUGGUGAUCAGUAUCAUGGUGAUGUUAAUUUGCUUGAUAUGGAAACAAUGAUUUGGACUAGGUUGAAAAAUCAAGGUUCGUCACCAGGAGUCAGAGCAGGUCAUGCAGCAGUGAAUAUUGGAACCAAGGUAUACAUCAUUGGAGGGGUUGGAGAUAAACGUUAUUGCAAUGACAUUUGGGUGUUUGACAUAUGCACUUGUCUAUGGACUCAACUGGAUAUACAUGGUCAACAGCCACAGGGGCGAUUUUCUCAUACCGCUGUUGUUGCAGACACUGAUAUUGUCAUAUAUGGCGGGUGUGGCGAAGAUGAACGUCCUUUGAAUGAACUACUAGUGUUGCAGCUUGCAGCAGAGCAUCCGAACGGACUUAACAACACAUCCAGGUGCAAAGUUUUUGGAACUUACUGGAAUCAAGAAAAGAAGACCAUCCUUGGAGAUGGAGCAGAUAUUAACUCAGUAACGAAAUCUCCGCGAAUCGGGAAUAAUAAUAUGGAAGUCUUAGGAAAAUGGGGUUACGGAGUUGCAUCAGAAAAAGCACAACCUUAUCAGUUUGAUUCAGGAACCUCGCAACAGAAGAGGAGGAGAAUUGCGGCUACAAAGGUUUGGGAUGUUGAAUCAGAACAAGAAGAACAUUCUCUUUCACUGUCUCAGCAUUCAUCUCCAUCUCAAUCUGAUCAAGAACAGACUCCAGGUCAAAAACCAAAAGCUACUGUCCUGGAAUCUCAGCGGUAUCAUCGAGUCAAACUCAUCAGUAAAAUUCCAAGUAUUUGUCAGCUUGACAAUUUAUCAAGUAACAAGAGAGUUUUGAAGAACUGCACACAAGUAAGUCAACAAGAUGUUCAAGUAAUCGAUUAUCAACCUAAGCAAGAACAAUAUCUUCAUGAUGAUGCGGAUAAAAAAGGAGCUCGACACCAAGCUAUAGAACCAAAGUCUGCGGGGCGAGGACACACUCAGAACCUGAUCGGAGCUGAAGUUUGCGGAAAAGUUGAUGCAGCCUUUGAUUCAGGUUUUCUUAUGACCGCAAUCGUGAAUGGAAGAGUUUUCAGAGGAGUUUUAUUUGCACCAGGUGCAGGAGUAGCUGAACCAAAUUGUUCUUUACCAAGUUUAUUUCCCUCAACUCAACCUCUAAUAAACUCAAAUCAUGCGGAUAAUUUGAGAGAUUCCCCACAAGUAACUACUUGUUCGCGUCCCGAGCCUUGCUAUGGCGUAAGGCAGCCCUUACUUGCUCGACCGUCUCCAAUCACAAGAGGUUCUACUAUUAUGACCUUACCUGAAGAACAUAAUAAAAUCAGGAGUGAUCUUCAAGGGUUGGCUUUAACACUAGGAGGGCCUGCAAGUGGCAACCAUGUUUGAUCCUUAGGUAAAUUAUUGAGGAGGUUAAUAAGGUUUAUGUAAUUGUUUUGUAAUUUCAAUGGCUAUGUGUUUGUAGGAUCAACCAUAAGUUAUGUAGUACUAUUUGGUUUUUGUCUCUUAGAAUAAGUCCUAUCUUCCUACCAUACAAUGGUAACUUAGAUAUAUAUUUAUGUAAUGUAUCAACAAGACAAUUAUAUGCUAAUGGUCAAGAGCUUGGAGAGUUUCCCAAAA